AUUGACACCCAGAAUCUGCACACACCAAUCUUUCUUUACAUUUUCUUCUCCUUUAGUCGCUGAUAGAGAGAACACAAUGGCCAACAAUGGCAUUUUAGCACUGGUACUUAUAUUGAGUUGUUUCGUCCUAAAAGCCAGCGCUUUCACCGCGUCUAGAUGGAUGCGAGCUCACGCAACAUUCUACGGAGGUAGCGAUGCUUCGGAAACAAUGGGGGGUGCUUGUGGAUAUGGUAACUUGUAUGCAACUGGAUAUGGGACUAGAACUGCAGCAUUGAGUACAGCAUUGUUUAAUGAUGGGGCAGCCUGUGGGCAAUGUUACAAGAUAAUUUGCGAUUUUAACACCGACCCUCGAUGGUGCAAGAGAGGAACAUCUGUUACUGUUACGGCGACAAACUUUUGCCCUCCAAACAAUGCUCUUCCGAGCGACAAUGGUGGGUGGUGCAAUCCACCCCGUCAGCAUUUCGACAUGGCUCAACCCGCUUGGGAAAAGAUCGGUGUAUACCGAGGAGGAAUUGUGCCAGUGCUCUAUCAAAGGGUUCCUUGCAAGAAGCGUGGUGGAGUUAGAUUCACAAUGAACGGUAGGGAUUACUUUGAGCUUGUGAUGAUCAGUAACGUGGCCAAUGCUGGAUCCAUCCGAUCAGUGCAAAUCAAAGGGUCAAGAACUAAUUGGAUGACAAUGUCUAGGAAUUGGGGUGCCAAUUGGCAAUCCAAUUCUUAUCUAAAUGGCCAAUCUUUGUCCUUCAGAAUCAUUACUACUGAUGGACUAACCCAAACUUUCCUAAAUGUAUUCCCAUCAAAUUGGGCUUUUGGCCAAACAUUUGCAUCCCCAAUUCAGUUCUAAGUUGAAGAUUGGUUCUCGAGUUUCGGGUUUCAGAGAGGCAGCGGCGUGCUUACUAUUUUAACUGAAGCAGCCCGCCGAAUGUCUUGCUUUAUGCAAUAUAUAUACGUAGUAAUUGUGGGAAAGAUGUGGGAUUUUCUUGUUCAUAAUUGAUGGAACCUGAAACUGAGGAUUGGAAUUGUAUUUAGCAAUUGUUUUCAAAUUUAUUGAAAAAUACAUAUGCACAAUAAGAAGCAGGCAGCUUCAAGAAAGUUGUUUUUC
Olea europaea var. sylvestris is the source of this 1099-nucleotide messenger RNA. RefSeq names its product expansin-A1-like. Gene Ontology annotation, cellular component: extracellular region. Gene Ontology annotation, biological process: plant-type cell wall organization. The transcript is spliced from 3 exons. Bases 77 to 841 code for a protein of 254 amino acids. The record is from RefSeq and is a predicted model, not a curated record. Lineage: Eukaryota; Viridiplantae; Streptophyta; Magnoliopsida; Lamiales; Oleaceae.